This is a messenger RNA of Adineta steineri, 609 nucleotides long. NCBI's taxonomy places the organism in Eukaryota, Metazoa, Rotifera, Eurotatoria, Adinetida, Adinetidae. The record is from the annotation of a GenBank genome assembly.
AUGGCUCAUUUAAGGCUAAAACGUACAAAGCCUUCCAAACUUGGCUUUUCCGUACUGCUACAACAAGCAGUCGGUGCUCCCAAAGGUUCCAUCGCGGUCACUGGUAUUGGCAGUGCAGCAGCAAACAGCGCCAAAGGUCGACGUCGUCGCGAUGUUCAAUGCGACAAAACAGAUACUCCAGGUGUUGCUAUUAUCUUUGAUAUCCUACUGGAUUAUCCACAAAAUUUAGCAUGCCAAUCGUUGACCUGCCAAGUCAAUCUAUUCACUGGUAUCCAGGAGAAAUUCAAUGCUGUGACCGAUGUUAGUAUCCCAUCGGAUGAUGGAACUCCGUUACCUAUACAGCUAUGUCACGUCGAAUCCCAUACUGAUGGCACAAAUAACAAUGCUCAGAGUUCCAGUGGCGUUGUUAUCCAGUCUUGUACAAUCGCUUGUCAAAAUGGUGGUCAAUGCACAGGUCCCACAACUUGUGGAUGUACUACAGGAUGGGCGGGCGACACGUGCGAAACUGCUGUAUGCACAAGUGGCUGCCAAAAUGGUGGUACAUGUACAGCUCCUGAUACAUGCAUAUGCGCAACCGGUUGGAGUGGUGCAUCGUGUACAAUUGGUUAG